CCCUCUUUCCCUUGUCACUGUGUGUUUCAGGAGGUGGAGGGGGGAUCCCGUUUUUCUUUCAUCUUUUUCUCACCGAUAAUAAAUGGUAUGUUUGGGAAACACAGGACGGACUUUCACGUUUUUGACGCUUCUCUUACAACGCUGGAGACUUUGAACUCACCACCAAAGCCCUGGCAACAAAACCGAAGAAGAGGAGCUAAGGGCGGAUUGGACUGAGAGGAACGGGAGACUGACUGGGAGGUUGAACAUCCGCCGCUUUCUUCGAGAAAACCGCUUUUAUUCAUCGAUUUAAAACCCAAGACUCCAUAUUACUCCCACUGGCUCUUUCCCCCAGCUUUUAACCUCUUCUUUUGCCUCAAUGGUCGGGUUUUCGUCUGUUUCUUGCCAUGAGACGAUGCAGCUGGAAGUAAAGCCACCAGGAUUGUUUCAUUUAUGAUCCAGUCCUUGCCCACCAACAUGGUACGAUAACAUCGGGGAAAGUAAGCAGAUCCGUGGGGGGUUGUUUUCCCUUCCUUCAGAUGAGGCUGGGUUGGUACCAUCACCAGCUAACAGACAUGAGGUUGAUGUAGCUUACCACUUUGUUUUUGAACGCAUCAGUUUAAGCUGGAUCACUGUGUUGGUGAUCUGUGCUGCCUUCAAGUACUGUGACAAUGAUGAUUGUAUGAGAAGUGAAGCUGUUUUUUUUCCUGAUACAGAGCCUGGUGUGACUAGGCUAACCAGGGGUGGUAUUUUUUGUUAACCCCCUGUGAAUAAAAACCCAUCUUUUUCUUUUAUCGUUGGACGACAAGGCGAACUCAGGGACAAAAAUGUCUUUACGCACGGCACUGCCUGGGAACGAGCGGAACCCAGACCAUCAUACCUCCCUGUCAGCAAGCCGCUCAGAGAAGGGUACUGGCUGGUCGAGCCGUUCGCUUGGUGCCCGAUGUCGUAACUCCAUUGCCUUGUGUUCAGAUGAGCAGCCACACAUCGGAAACUACAGGCUGCUCAAAACCAUCGGCAAGGGCAACUUCGCCAAAGUCAAACUGGCACGGCACAUACUGACCGGCAGAGAGGUUGCAAUUAAAAUCAUCGACAAAACCCAACUGAACCCAACCAGCCUACAGAAGCUGUUUCGAGAGGUACGCAUCAUGAAAACUCUCAACCAUCCCAACAUAGUACAACUGUUUGAGGUGAUUGAGACUGAGAAAACUCUUUACCUGAUUAUGGAGUAUGCCAGUGGAGGUGAAGUAUUCGACUACCUCGUGGCUCACGGCAGAAUGAAGGAGAAAGAGGCCAGAGCCAAGUUCAGACAGAUUGUCUCAGCCGUGCACUACUGUCAUCAGAAGAACAUUGUUCACAGAGACUUGAAGGCGGAGAAUUUGCUCCUGGAUGCAGACUCCAACAUCAAAAUCGCCGAUUUUGGCUUCAGUAAUGAGUUUUCUGCAGGCAGUAAACUAGACACAUUCUGCGGCUCUCCACCGUACGCAGCCCCAGAGCUGUUCCAGGGGAAAAAGUAUGACGGUCCGGAGGUGGACAUCUGGAGCCUGGGUGUCAUCCUGUACACGCUGGUCAGCGGCUCCUUACCCUUCGAUGGACAGAACUUAAAGGAGCUGCGGGAGCGUGUUUUAAGGGGGAAGUAUCGUGUACCCUUCUACAUGUCAACAGACUGUGAGGGAAUCCUGAGACGUUUCCUGGUCCUCAACCCAACCAAGCGCUGUUCGCUGGAGCAAAUAAUGAAAGAUAAGUGGAUGAAUGUCGGCUAUGACGGCGAGGAGCUGAAGCCCCACACAGAGCCAGAGGAGGACUUCAACGAUACCGGCCGCAUAGAUGUCAUGGUUGGGAUGGGCUUCACAAGAGAAGAGGUCCGCGACUCACUGGUCAGUCACAAGUAUAAUGAGGUCACUGCCACCUACCUGCUGCUUGGACGCAAAAAUGAGACGGAAAGCAGUGAGUCUCGGACAGGCAGCACUCUGAGUUUAGCUCGAGUCCGACCCGGAAGCCUGACCAACGGGACUAGUAAGCACACCCCUUCUUCAUCUGGUGCCCCCUCUUCGACCUCUGGCCACAAGACACAGCGCAGUGCCUCCACUUACCACCGCCAGAGACGACACUCCGACUUCUGUGGUCCAGCAGUCCCAGGGUCCACACAUCCAAAGCGGAGUCCCAGUGGUACAGGAGAAGGGGCGGGGCUUAAAGAGGAGCGGCUGUCAAUACGGAAACCCAGCACAAAUGCUGUAGGCUCACGUAGCAUCCCAACACCCUCCAGUCCCAUGGUCAGCUCUGCUCACAACCCAAAUAAAGCGGAGAUACCCGACCGACGCAAGGAAGCCAACUCAACCACGAAUAAUAUUCCUGCUAGUGCCAUGACCCGGAGAAACACGUACGUAUGUACGGACCGAUCCAACACUGACAGACACUCGCUGCUGCAAAACGGCAAAGAAAACAGCUCCUUAUCUCACCGCCUUCCCCCUGCCUCGCCCUCGACCCACAGCAUUGGUGGUGCCUCUGGUGUGUCCUCCUCAUCCUCCACGCCCUCCUCCCGUCUCUCCAGGGGUACCACGGUGAGGAGCACUUUCCACGGAGGGCAGAUCAGAGACCGCCGGCCUCCCUCCCAUGCUCCCCCAGCUUCUCCAACUCUGUCCCACGAUUCCAGCCCACUGCCCCAUGCCAGGACUCGGGCCACAACCAACCUUCUUAGCAAACUCACCUCCAAGCUGACCCGCAGGGUCACAGACGAACCUGAGAGAAUCAGCAGAUCUCCGGUCACAAGUCGCCAUCUAUCUGGGCAUCAGAAAGCGGCCGAGCCCCGGACCCCCCGAUGCGGCUGGGAUGUAAGGGUACGAAGCCCCCGCGACCCGGCCGAGGUGGUGCUGGCGCUGCGUGAGGCAGCUCAGGGCUGUGGGUGUCAGGUCCACCUGGCCGGGCCCUUCCUCCUGUCCUGCACCCACGGAGCAGCCGGCGCUCGCGUGGCCUUCGAGGCUGAGGUCUGCCAGCUGCCCAGCGGGCUGGGCCAGAGCAGCGGUGUGAGGUUUAAGCGCCUGUGGGGGGCACCGUUAGCCUUUAGAGACAUUGCCGCCAAAGUGUCCAAGGAGCUAGAGCUCUGAGGGCGACAGGAGGCGGGGCAGACUGAUGAUGGGCGGGACCAGUUGAUGACUGAGGAGGAGGAGGAAGAGGAACAAGGAGGCAGAAACCGUUGACUCCUCCUCUUCCUUCAUGGGCUCCCCCUCAUCUGUUGUGGCUAGCGAUGCCUCGCCUCCGCCAAAGACGCUCUUCUUCUGAUGCCACCAAUCACAGCCAGACAAACGGAUGCACAGACACGCAUAGACGGACAUCAGCAGACUCAUGACUUGUGACCUACAUCUCCUGCUUAGAACUUCCAUAUUGUGUGAGCCCACAGAGUCACAGUUUUUUUAUAAUUUCAUGUUUGAUGAUGAGGAUGAGGAUGGUGUUGAUGAGAGUGAUGAGGAGUGAUGAUUUGUUCUUGUUGUUGACAUUGUAAUUCCUAUUUGAUCUUAAUUGUCAUCAUUCCUUUUUAAAGAGCUGCUAUUUAAAGAUAUGUUUAAUUUUUUGUGUUAAAGUUUAUUUUCUUUCUUUAAAUGCUUUUUAAAUGGGCAGAAGUUUGACACCUGUUGUCAUUCUUGGAAGCCAGUGUUGCAUAUUUAUGAUGUCAAGGUGCAGUGUGACCCCAGGCCUCCAGAGGGAGACAUGCAGUAAUGCAGAGACUUGUGACAGACCGAAAGGAGCGUCAUGGCCUUUCUGCCCAUCCUUUGAUAUCGCCAACUUUACUGCUUAGUCAGGUAUUUGGUGUUUGUUCCAUGUUGUUUCUUUGCCGGCUGCCCUCUUUACAAACAAACAAGCAAGCUGCCUGUAAUACAAGAGCCAGCUUAUACACUUCACCCGGUUUUCUUUCCUGCUACCUUCAAGAAGAAGAAAGCCUGAGAAAACACAUACAAUUACACACUCCUGAGUUAAAAGUUAAGAGCAGGCUUUAUUCCCACCAAUUCUGCACAAGCAAAAAAAGGAGAAAUGUUACAUUAGAAACCCGAACACCAUCUUCCAGCAGGUUUAAUUCUAAAAAUCGUAUUAAUCUGUUUCUGUCAGCCAAUCAGAAUGCCUUAUUCUGAGCCAAAGCAGCAAAACACAAGAAGAAUAAUCUAAAAAAUGGUGGAACUUUACUCUUAACUUUGCAGGGAAAUAUUGCUGGAUAUAGUGCGAGUAGUUAAAACUACAAACAAAUACACGUUAGCUCACCUGGGACCAGACACGGACAAUGACUGCAGAACAGCUCUAGUGGAUUAGUUUUUUUAAUGCCCACUCCAGUGAUUUUGAGGAUGAUAGAGGGUGUGUGUUGUUUAAAACACACUGAUUUAUUUUCAUCUGGGGUUCCUUUAAUCAAAACAGUAACAAAAGAUGGCAUCAAAAGUAUUGGGGAAACAUGGGAGUGAUUCCCUGCUACUCAACCCACUCUCUGACUAAAAUUAAAGGGGACAUAUUAGCAAAAAUCACUUUUUCAGGCUUUUCUAACAAAAAUAUGUGCCCCUGGCCUGUCCACAUCCCCUUCAAAUACCAGAAAAAUCCAUUCCCUUCCACCCUCUCUUUCUCCACCUUUCAGAAAACGUGUGCUGAAACAAGCCGUUCUCAGAUUUUGCUCCCAUGUGGGGAGUUAGCACCCGCCCUCAGGUCUGGUUUGCCCUUCCUGCUUGGAAGAAAGUGGGUUACCCUGCUAGCCCACCCUCCUAGCUUUUGUCUAGGAGAUUGAUGGUCCAAAUCCCAAUCGGUUCCUUAACUUUGGAUAAAGGUGUCUGUGACAUCAGGAGUGCCACAUCCAUUUCCUGAGAGGGAUGGGUCAGGGGCGGAGUCAGACAGCUUAUUAAUAUUUAAAGUGACAGACACAGAAGGGCUCAAUCAGAAGGUUUUUAGACAUACAAAAAUUCUGCACUAAAGUGUUUAUUCAGCAACAAACGUCACAGGCAUGUUUUGGGGACCUCUGAGAUCAAUAUAGACUUGUGUUAAAAGGGUGGAAUAUGUCCCCUUUAAGAACGAGCUGAGGCGACAGAAUACUUAGAAAAUAAAUUCAUCACAAGUAGGGACAGAACAGUGGUUUUCAGUAGCAGUUCCUGCUUCCUUAUGUAGCAGUCUUUGACAUGUCUCAUGGAGGACAACACACAUCCUGUAUGACAAAAUAAACUAGGAUUUCUCCAGCUUUGAGUAUGGUUUGACAUAUUUAAAGAUAAUGCAAGUGUUCAAGAUUUUAAAAAAUGUGUAAAUGUGAAUAAAAAACUAAAAUACUGUAAUGUAAAAAUCCCUUUCAACCCGUAUUCAAUCUUUUUCAACUUUCUUGGAAUGUGUUGCUGGCAUUAAAUUCAGAAUGUGUGCAUAUUUCCAUAAAAAAGUUUCAGUCUGAGCACUAAAUAUCUUGUCUUUGUGCUGUAUUAAAUUGAACAUAGGUUGAAAAGGAUUUGCAAAUUAUUUUUCAUUCAUAUUUACACACUGACCCAACUUUUUUGGAAUCAUGGCUUCAAUAUAGAGCAGUUGUAUUCUGUUUGAUUUCUGAUCAAACUGGCCCUGAUCCCCCAGCUGGUCCUUGCCUUAACUUUUCAUGCAAACCACAAACCUAUUCCAACAUGAGGGUAAAGAUUUCAAUUUAUUUCAUCAUUAAACAUAAAAAAAAAAAAAUCACUGUUAAGUCCAAACAGAUUAUGUUCAUAACAGUGACCCCAAGUAAUUUCACCUUUCAGAUACAUGUUUGCACAUAUGACUACAGUAGUCUGCACUGUUGCUUAGGAGCAUGUUUAGUGACAGUUUACUCUGGUAGCACUCUGACAUCGCAGUAUAAUACAGUGCAAUACAGCCGCAAAACCAAGACUUGAAUUAGCAUUCAUUUAAACUUAACAGGGCUCUUUCUUUGGUUUAUUUUCUGUUAUAAAGUCAUUGAGCACUUUUCUGCUUUUUGCCAGGUUGGCCUUGUUCUGGUUCAGUUUCUUUUGUGAUUUUCUUUUUUCUGACAUAUUUUAAGCCAACUCAAGUGAAUACCAGAUAUUCCUUAUGCCUUUACUCACAUUAACCACCAAUAACGGCUUCUUGGAAUCAUUCACUUUCCACUGCAAUCCUACUUGAAGUUUCAUAUUUCUCUAAAAGAGAUCAAAAAUGUAACAUGUCUUCAUCACGUUUCACCAGAUCAGCAGUUCUCUGUUGGUCCAAUAAUACAUUUAAUCUGUGUUCUUGAGCUUAGUAAUGCCUCUAACUCUUAGAAACUGUAGACUUUCUCCUGGCUGUAACUAUCCGGCUGCAGCAUUGCUGAGAUGUGGGACUGUUGACAAGCAGUUUCCAUGGUUACUGUAAAAGUUCAAUGACUGUUAACUCAUUGGACUCCUGUCUCAUCACUCUACUGUUUCAUUUCAAAGCAUGUCAUGUCUGGGGUGAUGGUAGGAUGCAAGAAUGUGACUGAGAUGUUAGAUUUCAGAUUUUCUUUUAAUGCUAGUCCACCAUGGCUGCAGUGACACUGAACAUUCUCAAAUCAAAGGUUGUUCUACUUGUAAUGUAACUCUGUAAAGCCAAGAAAAUAUAACAUGUACUCUGAGGUGUGCAGCAUUUAUGAAAACACAGAUAUGCAAGAGGAAAUGCUAGAUGGUUCAAUGAUUCAGUGAUUAGCAGAGGUGGGCACAGUUAAUCCAAAUUUAAACUUUGGCAACUGUUAAUCUGAUAACAAAGACGUUAUUUUCAAUGACAAUUAGCCCAUAAAUUAUCUUCAAAACUAAAUCAAAGGUAACAUUGACAUUAACAACCAGCUGAGUUUGAUAGUCUUCCCCCAGGCUGUCAGGGCAAUUUUAGGGGUCCGGAGCCCAGUCCAAUCACACUUGACUCCAAGCUCUGAUUCAUAGGUGUAAAAGUGAUUCUAAAGUAGUUGUCAACCUAGUCAACAAAAUGAUCUGUAUUGUUUUAUUUUACAGAUCAUCGAUAAAAUUAAUGAAUCAAAAGUGCACCCUGUUUGGUUCUGUUACCUCAUAUUUUUAUCUCAACAGUCUCCUCAACAUUCCACUCACAACAAUAUCUGAUUGGCUAGACAUAGUAUGAAUAAUAGCCCUUCAUAUUUAGUUAUCAGUAAUGAAGUAAGUAAGUUGUCUAUUUUUUGAAUGAAAGGUUUACACCCCCCCAUGUGUUGUAAAUCUGACACUAUUGGCCUCUUUUUGCUGUAUAUGCUUGUCAGUUCCAAAGAUCAGUUAUGGGUCCCAUAAACUAGGCAUCUGCCCUGAAAAAUCGUAUUGCAUCCUCUGGGCACCAGGGUAGAUGUGGGAGUAGGAAGAGGGUCAUUGUUGGCAUUUCAUUGUAAUAAAAACAUCCAUAGUAGCCUGUAGGAUGGACUCAAAUCUCUGCCCAAAGCAUGAGCAAGAGUCAGCAUGAGUGGCUGUCAUGGCCACCUCUUCUUCUUUCCCUUUCUUGGUGGAUUUGUAAACCAAAUACAUGCAUAACUGUCUCUUCUCUAUCAUAGAUUUUUACACAGCUUCUGUGUGUGAGCAUUAGUCAUGCUAACCUUGCAAAGCAGAUGGAUAUGCUCGUUUCCUUGUUUCUCACUAGCAGAUCCAUCUUGCAAAGCUCCUGUCUGAACCGUUUGGGCCUGGUUAGAAAGUGACAGGACCAAUCAGCGUUGAGGAGCAGUACCUUCGGGCAUGGCAGAAUCGUGACGUAAGCAAGCAGCGACAAGAGGCUGGUGCAGCUAUGGCAGAAGAGAUUAGCGUGGAUGCUGCUUAAGCGCCAGUUUUAUCAUAACUUGACAACAUUUCUAUGUUAAAAGAAGAUUUUGCUCAAUGUGAGUGGCUACGUCAAGUGUGAUGUUGCUCUGAUCAGCCCAGAAAAGAUCCUCUGAUAAUUCUACAAAUAAUAGAAACCUUUUUGAUAUUUUACCAGUCUUUGCUCUGGCCUGGCAGAGCUUGGGAAGUACCAAUCUUCAUGUACUUUAAGCAGCAUUUCACAAUAAAAUGACCCAGGGCAUUUUUGCUCAAUAUUCAGUAAGUUUUCUUAAGUACUGAAAGCUUAGAAAAUAAUGUAAACAGAAACAGAAUUGAACAUAAGUUAAAGGUUUAACCCCCUUUUUUUAAAUGAACCACCAUGUUAAUUAAACACUAAAGACUGAUUAACAGAUGUGUGCCCAGCUCUGGUGAUUAUAUAACUGUACGACAGUAAGGAAUUCACUGGUUAAUGAGCAGAUAUGGAGCCAAUGUCUGAAAAUGUGAAGAUGUGAUUUAGGGCUAAUUCUUGCAAUUUUGUUUUUGUGACCAACAGGCCUCACUCUCUGACCCUGUUCUGUAGAUACAGUUAGAGCCACGCUUUAAGGCUACAGUUCUGUUGUAAAGUGUAUUUGAAGAAGUUGCUGUUAUCAACAAAUGUUACCUUAUGGGCUGAAAAUGAUCGACCUGCAAUCCUGCAUGUCUCCUAGGAAACAAUGUGUGACACAAAAAUAAAGACUUCAACCUCUUUGAUAUUUCAUGUCUUUUUUUUUUUCUUUGUUGCAGAAGAUCCGAGUGUGUUUUCCAAGAGAAAGAAAACAGCAGAGAGAAGGUUUGAUUGUUAUAUGGGGCAUAGUUUAAUUGUCCAUUUAUAUUACAACCAAAAAAAAUUAUUUUGGUGCACACACAUAGCCAUGACCAGACUAUGCAUGGGUUGAUCCCAAGAUGUUACAGAGAUGAUGGGAAGAGAGAUGGUUAAAGUGACAGGAAAUUAGAAAGAGGGAAUAAAGUCAAAGCAGGAAGAAAAAGAUGGUUAACAGAAGUAGCAGAGAGAAAAGUGGAGUGUCUUCUCAUUGGAAGGAAGUAAGGAGGGAGUAGCCAGUUGGCCGAAGCCAGUAAAAUAACUUUACAACAAGGCUACCCGUUCAUUUUU
This is a messenger RNA of Cheilinus undulatus (humphead wrasse), 8856 nucleotides long. RefSeq names its product MAP/microtubule affinity-regulating kinase 4b (gene mark4b). NCBI's taxonomy places the organism in Eukaryota, Metazoa, Chordata, Actinopteri, Labriformes, Labridae. The transcript has 17 exons. Gene Ontology annotation, biological process: protein phosphorylation; microtubule cytoskeleton organization; intracellular signal transduction. Gene Ontology annotation, molecular function: tau-protein kinase activity; protein binding; protein serine/threonine kinase activity. The record is from RefSeq and is a predicted model, not a curated record. Gene Ontology annotation, cellular component: cytoplasm. The coding region runs from base 807 to 3083 and encodes 758 amino acids.